Dictyostelium discoideum AX4 is the source of this 549-nucleotide messenger RNA. RefSeq names its product ADP-ribosylation factor (gene arfA). The record is from RefSeq and is a predicted model, not a curated record. Lineage: Eukaryota; Evosea; Eumycetozoa; Dictyosteliales; Dictyosteliaceae. Gene Ontology annotation, cellular component: Golgi apparatus. Gene Ontology annotation, molecular function: G protein activity; GTP binding; GTPase activity. The coding region runs from base 1 to 549 and encodes 182 amino acids. The transcript has 4 exons.
AUGGGUCUCGCUUUUGGUAAACUUUUCAGCCGUUUCUUUGGCAAAAAAGAUAUGAGAAUUUUAAUGGUCGGUUUAGAUGCUGCUGGUAAAACCACCAUUUUAUACAAACUUAAAUUAGGUGAAAUUGUUACUACAAUUCCAACCAUUGGUUUCAAUGUCGAAACUGUCGAAUUCAAAAACAUUAACUUCACUGUAUGGGAUGUUGGUGGUCAAGAUAAAAUUCGUCCAUUAUGGAGACAUUAUUUCCAAAAUACUCAAGGUCUUAUCUUUGUUGUUGAUUCAAACGAUAGAGAAAGAAUUCAAGAAGCUUGUGAUGAACUCACUAAAAUGCUCAAUGAAGAUGAAUUACGUGAUGCUGUUUUAUUAGUUUUCUGUAACAAACAAGAUCUUCCAAAUGCCAUGAGUGUCGCUGAAGUUACCGAUAAAUUAAAUCUCCACUCUCUCCGUUCAAGAAAAUGGUACAUACAGUCAACUUGUGCCACCAGUGGUGAUGGUUUAUAUGAAGGUUUAGACUGGCUCUCAAAUACCUUAACAAGCUCCUCAAAAUAA